This is a messenger RNA of Aureobasidium vineae, 1214 nucleotides long. The record is from the annotation of a GenBank genome assembly. NCBI's taxonomy places the organism in Eukaryota, Fungi, Ascomycota, Dothideomycetes, Dothideales, Saccotheciaceae.
UCAUGUCUACGACCCCAAUCAUCAUCAUCGGAGCCGGAAUCGCUGGCUUAUCUGCAGCACGUCUUCUCAAGCAGCAGAACAUUCCUUGCAUCGUAUUCGAACAGUCUUCUCCCGACAAAAGCCAGGGUUAUGCCAUCACAUUGCGGGACUGGGCGUGCCUGCCUCUCUUGGCUGGGCUCGGUGAUAUUCCGCUCGAUGCUUUUGUCAAGGCAGUAGCUGUGGAUCGUGAACUCCAUGGCUGUGGAAACAUUGAUUUGACCUUCCGAGAUAACGGGACAGGAGAGACGUUAUUCAACCCUGAUCCUCUGCAGCCGGGGCAGGAGAAGGCGUUGUUCAGGGCCAAUAGGAGUGUUCUGAGGGACUGGCUAAGUCAAGGGUUGAAUAUACGUUAUGACCAUAAACUCUCGACUGUGCAGGGCAAAUCUGGGAACGUAAAUGCUGUCUUUGAAAAUGGUUAUAAAUGUCGGGGUUCGAUGAUCAUUGCAGCGGAUGGCGUGCAUUCAGCAGNNACACAACCAGAAGUCUUACCAGUCAUCCUCUUCCACGGCCAAAAAACAAUGUCCCUGACUCAAUGGCAACACCACUGCGCCCAACUAAACUCAACCUCCACAAUCCUCGCCGGCGUCGGCGACAACUUCAACACCUUCCUCACAAUCGCCAACACAACCCCAGACGCAACUCUCCACCUCGACUGGACAUACUCGCGCGCAAAGCAAAGCCCCACCGAUGCCCUCUGGAUGCCUUCCCGCGCCGAACUAAUCAAAGUCCCCCAACACCUGCUCAAAGAGAUCAGAGGCCUUGAUUUGGUGCCGCCCUUCACGACUCUAAUCAAUGCCGACUCGGUGAAACAGGGCAAAGUCUACAAUUGGCAGAUCCGUGCUUUGCAAGUUAAGAGGCAAGACUUGGAUGUUGCUGCUGCGGUGGGAGUGGUGUUUGUUGGUGAUGCUGUGCAUGCGAUGCCUAUUUUUGGUGGCGAGGGCGGUAAUCAUGCCAUCUUGGAUGCUGUCGAGCUUGUCAAGCUUGUCAGUGCAAAGAAAAGAGGUGGCUUAUCGCCUGCGGAAGUCGAGCUGGUCGUGCAGGCCUUCAACGAUGGAGCUCAUCAAAGAGGGCAAGACGCUGUAAAGCGCUGUACGCAACGCUUCUCUCAAUUCCACCAGCCAAUGACCAAAUGGAAGACGGUGGCAAAGGUGGCCAACAGGAAGGCUGGAGAUGCG